Messenger RNA from Tachysurus fulvidraco (yellow catfish), 10774 nucleotides. It is a transcript of the gene stab1, whose product is annotated as stabilin 1. Gene Ontology annotation, biological process: cell adhesion. Bases 230 to 7906 code for a protein of 2558 amino acids. NCBI's taxonomy places the organism in Eukaryota, Metazoa, Chordata, Actinopteri, Siluriformes, Bagridae. Gene Ontology annotation, molecular function: hyaluronic acid binding. The transcript is spliced from 69 exons. The record is from RefSeq and is a predicted model, not a curated record.
UAGUGCGUGGUCAGUUAGAGAACCUCCCUUGUUCACCAGGAACAGACUGACACCUUAUUCUCCAAAAGCAAGAAGAAUGCUAAAGAACUUGGUGGUCAUGAAUGCGUGAAACUUCUCCAUCAGGCCUCAUAACUCAUGGUUUAAGGGAGUUUCAAGUGGAUUUUUUCAUGCAUUCUUAUCUUUAAGGAUUUUAGGAGUGCCCAAGUGUCCUUGAUCUCAGAAAGCAGCCAUGCGCUAUCUCUUCAUUUUAGGAUUCAUAGUGCUUUUAUGUGGUUUACAAAUCGAGGCUACCUCGAAUCGCUGUGAUGAGGCACACACUGUUCACCACUCCACUGUGUGCACGUCCUGCGCUGCUGCACCUGCUAUAGUCUGCCCACAAGGCUUCAGGAAGACUUUGACUAAUGUUGAGUGCCGCUACAAGGUGCAGGUUGGCGACCGCCUGCUGGAGCUUCCUGGCUGCUCUCGCUCCUGUGAGAAAGUCGCUCUCAUCAAGCGAUGCUGUCCUGGCUUCUUUGGGUCUCUGUGUUCAUCAUGUCCUAGAGUGUCAGAGAAAGUGUGUAACUGGCAUGGUACCUGCAUGGAUGGUGAAUCGGGGAACGGCACCUGUGUGUGUGAGGAGGGCUACACUGGGUUUGCGUGUCAAAAAUGUUCUAAUGAGAAGAACUAUGGUGAGCGCUGCAACUCAGUGUGCGAUUGUGUGCACGGAGAAUGUAAUUCUGGACCAAAUGGAGAUGGACAGUGUUUCUGUCAACCACCAUAUUCAGGACCAAAGUGUGACCAAGUUACGUCCUCCUGUUCAGAUUGCAGUCUCUACUCAUAUUGUAAAGGAGAGGGUUCGAGUGCUCGGUGCGAAUGUCUUCCAUCGUUUUCAAAAGUUGGGCACAUCUGUGUAGGUGUUUGCACAAAGGAUGUUUGCGACAUGAAUGCAGAUUGUUCGUAUAAGGGUGCAGGGCAAUUUCAGUGCACAUGCAAAGCUGGCUUCGAGGGAGAUGGCAAAUUCUGCACCCCGAACAACUCUUGUUCUGUGAAUAAUGGAGGCUGUCCGAUAGACUCUACUAUUUGUGAAAACACAGGACCAGGCCAAUCAAUAUGUGUAUGUAAGAGCGGGAUGGAAGGAAAAGACCCUCGUUCUGGCUGUAAGCCGAAAUCUGGCUAUAAGGAGAACACAUGCCACAGGACUGCACAAAGUGAAACUGGCCAGGAUGGAACAGUCAGAUGUAUUUGCAAUCCUGGACAGAUCGGUGAUGGGUGGCGCUGUUAUGGAGAUAUCAUGGAGCGUGUUUUGGAACUGGAUCGGGAAGGCAGCCAGGCAGGAAACCUCACCGGAAGCAUUGCAUUGUUUGAGAGAGGAUGUAAUCUCAUUCUGAGCAAACAUGGGCCAUUUACAGCUUUUAUCCCAGUGGACACAUCACAAAUAUCUAUUGGCAAACUUAAUCAGCCAAGAAAAGCAGAAGCCAUCUGCAAACACCACCUCAUUCUUGGCCAACGUCUUUACAAAGAUUUGGAAGGUCAAGAUUUAUGGACAUAUGGAGGGGAACUUAUGAGAUUUAAACCAAACAAGAAGUUUAUUUCCAAAAAUGAUCCAGAUACACUGUUCACCAUAAUCAAAAGUGACAUACCUGCAUCCAAUGGAAUUAUCCAUAUAGUGGACAAAGUGUUUACUUUUGCUACUGUUGACACCUCAGACAGCGUUGAGUUUUCUUCAAAAACCAUCGGCGACAUUCUUGCAGAAGAUGCCAGAUUCAAUAGAUUUGUAUCUCUGAUAGAUAACUGUGGAGCUCAAAUGCCACUCCAAGGUCCAGGGCCACUCACUCUGUUUGUCCCAACCAAUAAAGCUGUGGACAGAUCUAGGGAUGGUAGUAUAAUAUACAUGCUAAAGGAUGCCAAGCACAAACUUCAGGAGCUUCUGAGGCACCAUAUGUUCUCUCAGGCAGCAGUAACUGUGGACCAGCUGGCAAGCAUGACAGAGAUCCAAACCAUGGCUAAUCAAGUCAUACUAAUCAACGUCACUGGUGAUGGAAGAGUUUUGCUCACUGAAAAAGGAAUUCACCUUAAUGUGAAAGAUAUUGUUGCAUCCAACGGAAUUAUUCACAUGAUUGAUGGACUUCUUGUGCCGCCGUCCAUCGUUCCGAUCAUGCCUCAUCGGUGUGAUGUUAAUGAGACCACCAUCAUUACGAGUCCAUGUGUAAUGUGCAAAUUCGUUGCUGAGUCACAUUGUCCACCCGGAAGUGAAGAACAGACUGCCCAUUUUUAUAAUUGUGAUCCUCUUCCUGAUCCACGAUGGAGUGAAUUUACCAGCGUACGAGGCUGUGCGAAAUACUGCAAAGCAAAACGAACGAGGGCUGAAUGCUGCAAAGGCUUUUUUGGACCUGACUGUAAACCCUGUAUUGGAGGAUUCCAAAACCCAUGUUAUAACAAAGGCACUUGCUCUGAUGGCAUUUAUGGAGAUGGCUCAUGUAAAUGUAGGCCAGGCUUUAUGGGCAUCGGGUGCCACAUCUGCUCUAACCCAAAGAAACACGGAGAAAGCUGUGAUGAAGAUUGCCGUUGUGUUCAUGGCGUGUGUGAUAACAGGCCUGGCAGUCAGGGUGUGUGUCGUAGGAACUCCUGUCAGUCUGGAUACACUGGAGAGCUUUGUGAUCUUACGGCCACGCCCUGUGAUUCAGACGGUGCCUCUGAACACUGCCAUAUCCAUGCUUACUGUACACGCAUUGAUGCCAUAAACACGUGUGUAUGUAAGCCGGGAUAUGAUGGCGAUGGAUACUCCUGCACUGAAGACAACCUGUGCCUGAAAACCGACAGAGGAGGAUGCCACAUAAAUGCACAGUGUGUAUAUGCAGGCCCUGGAAAUGUGUCAUGCGUGUGUAAUGAGGGAUGGAGGGGUGAUGGUGUUGUGUGUGUGGAGAUCAACAACUGUUUAACGGAGAAUCGUGGAGGGUGUCAUGAACAGGCUGAAUGCACCCACACCGGACCUGGCCAGAGUGAAUGUGCCUGUAAGAAAGGAUUCAUGGGAAAUGGCAUCAUGUGUCAGAUCGUUAAUCCCUGUCUGAAAGAAAAUGGAGGCUGCGAUGCCAUGGCAAAAUGUUUGUUUAAUAACAGCGGCAUACACAAGUGUGUUUGUCCAGAAGAUCACUUAGGAGAUGGCUUAACAUGCUAUGGGAACAUACUGAUGGAACUAGAUGGAAACUCGGAUUUCUACACUUUCAACCGCUAUCUACAAAGACACCCAGUGAUCAGUGCUGAGAGCAAUGUGACUGCUUUAGUUCCAUCCAGGGAUGCAUUUAAUAAUCUGACUGUUGCAGAAGAGCUGUUUUGGACCGAUAUGUACCGCCUUCCUUACCUCCUGCAAGCCCACUUCUUGGAUGGCAUUUACACCUAUGAUGACUUGACGAAGCAGGUCAAUAAAACAGUCCCAACUAAAACCAAGACAAAAUGGGAGAUCACAAUUAAUAAUGGGGAGCUUAUGAUUGAUAAUGCUGCUAUUCUUGUCCCUGAUCUCCAAGCAACCAAUGGCUUCAUUCACAUCAUCAAUACAGUUCUGAAACCACCCAUUUCGGACAUCCCCCCUCCUCCCCCUGACCUGAUGGAGGUCCUCAAUAAGACUCCCUCAUUCAGCCUGUUCAGAGAAGCAGCACUGCUGUACAAUUUAACAGAAAACAUCUCAACGAGGUACUUCACUAUCUUUGUUCCAUCUGACAGAGCAGUGAAGGAGUACUUGGAGAAAACUAAUUCUACACGUCUGGAGGAAAACAUUGUGAAAUAUCAUGUCAUUACGAAAGAGCAGCUUUUCCCUGAACACUUGACUGAUGGGACGUUAAAAAAUACCCUUCUUGGAAAUGAGUAUCAAGUCAUGAUUCACUUAAACAGGGAAAAUAAGACACUCAUUAAUGAUGUAGCAUUGGAUGGGAACUUCACCGAGAUAAGACGCGGUGUCCUUAUCAGCAUCUCCCAGGUUUUAACGAUUCACAAAAACUACUGCAGCAAAGACAUGUACAUGAAAACCAUUGGACGGUGUUCUGCGUGCGACGGGGCUCCCAAAUGCUCGUAUGGCAGCAAGCCUGUGAAGGACACGUUCCCUUUGAAUAUGAAGCCCAACUGUAAAUACAGGAUGAGAGUAGGAAAAAGGAGAAAAUCGGUGUCAGGUUGCAUGAUAGACUGUGUAAAUAAAAUAAAGGAUCAUUCCUGCUGCCCUGGGUACUUUGGACUUAACUGUUUUAAAUGUCCUGGAACUGUGGACAACUGGUGCUCGAACAACGGCAAAUGCCAGGAUGGCAUUUUGGGCAAUGGGGAGUGUCUGUGUAAUGAAGGGUUUCAUGGCACAGCAUGUGAAAUGUGUGAGCCUGGAAGAUAUGGCAAAGACUGCAAAUCAGAGUGUUAUUGUGAGCAUGGAAAAUGUCUGGAUGACAUAGAUGGGAAUGGAAAGUGCAUCUGCUACAAGGGUUGGAAAGGAGUGAACUGUUCCGUCGAGAUUGUUAAUGAUGAAUGUGGAGGCAUUUGUGAUCAAAAUGCCAACUGUUUUUCUUCGAGUUCAGGAGUGAAACCAACAUGUGUCUGUGCAGCAGGUUACCAUGGAAACGGCACCUUCUGUCAAGAAACUAACUUGUGUGCCAUUAAUAAUGGUGGCUGCUCAGAACAUGCAAUAUGCACAAAAAUCUCACCUGGAGAAAGGAGCUGCACAUGUAAUAAAGACUACACUGGAGAUGGAACUGUGUGUCUGGAGAUGGACCCCUGUCUUGUUAAUAACGGAGGAUGUACUGAAAAUUCAGAUUGCAUCAAAACUGGACCAAACACAGCUGCAUGUGUUUGUAAAACAGGCUUUGCUACAAAAAGAAAUUACUGCAUACCGAUAAAUCUCUGCCUAAAGGACAACGGAGGCUGUAGCCCCAACGCUAUGUGUCAAUACAGUGGCCCGGGUGAGAGGAACUGCACAUGUCGAUAUAACUACAAAGGAAACGGUAUUGAGUGUAUGGGCUCUGUCAGUAGAGAGCUUCUUCACACACCGGCUGCUAAUUGGUUCCGGAAAAAUAUUGCACAAUCAAGAGUCAAGGAUUUGUACAGUAGAGGACCAUUCACUUUGUUUGUGCCUCACACAGAUUACAGUGGAAAUUAUUCGCUUGAUCUAUGGGUGCGUAAAAACCGCAGCCCAGAUCUGUUGCGAUAUCACAUUGUAGGCUGCGAAGAAAUAUCUGAAACACAGCUUAGGUCUAUCACACGUGUGGUCGCUGCUUCUGGGCAUGUGUUGAAUUUCAACGUACGAGAUGGUGCUGUGUACAUUAACGGCGAUGCAAAAAUAGUCAUUAGUGACUAUGAAUGUUCCAAUGGAGUCAUACAUUUCAUAGAUAAAGUGCUUAUCCCAUAUGAACUGAAGAACGAAACUGAAGGGGUUGAAGAAUCUUUGAAUGUCACCAGUGCAGCAGAAGCAUUUGGAUAUACUGUGUUUAGCAAGUUGCUACAGAAAGCCAACUUGAUGGAUAUGCUGCAGCAUGAAGCAUUUCAUCCUUUCACCAUGUUCUGGCCUACUGACAAAGCAUUCAAUAGUCUACCACAGGAGCAGAAGAACUGGCUGUAUAGUAAAGAUCAUCUUGACAAACUGCAGGCCUACUUGAAAUUUCACAUAAUUCGUAAUCAGCGAAUAGUUGCUAUUGCCCUGCCGACAGAAAAAUCUGCCCGAUUGAUGUAUGGAGCAUCGCUGACUUUCAGUUGUAGCCAAGAUUUAACUGGAGAAAUUUUAAUCAAUGGAAAUGAUGCCAAGAUUGUCGAACGCCAUCUGCAAUUCCUUUGGGGAGUGGCCCAUGGGAUUGACAAGGUCCUAGAGCCCCCAAAUAUAGGGGCACACUGUGAUAACUUUACAUCAGUGGAGAUUAAAGGUCGCUGUGGGUCUUGUAGAUAUCCACCACCUUGCCCCUAUGGCACUGUUUUCACUAACAAAACCAGUACGUGUAGAGAAACAUGGAGACCUCUCAGACACCAUUAUUUUUUGGAUGAUUUCGAUCUUCCCGGCGCUUUGCCUUUUCAUCCUUUUGGCUGUAGACGAAUGUGUUCAAAAAUGUCAUGGGUUUCAAAGUGUUGUAAGAACCACUAUGGACGAAACUGUCAAGUCUGUCCUGGAGGCUUGGAGGCACCUUGUGGAGUCCAUGGGGAUUGUAAUGAUGGGCGAUAUGGGACAGGGACUUGUAAAUGUCACAAAGGUUUUAAUGGGACAGCAUGCGAGCUGUGUGAGAAGAACCAUUAUGGCUUUAACUGUACAGCCUGUACAUGUACCGUUAAUGGGACGUGUUACGAUGGCAUAGAUGGUGAUGGCAGCUGUUUCUGCAAAGAGGGUUGGACAGGAGUGAUGUGCGAGUCCAAAAUUGUUGAGAAGCCAGUAUGUUCUCCUGAGUGCCACUCUAAUGCUGUGUGCCAGCCUGAGAAUCAGUGCCAAUGUGAACCACCAUAUGUAGGAAACGGCUAUAUUUGCACAGCUCCAGAUUUGUGUAGUGAAUAUAAUGGAGGCUGCCAUGAGCAGGCUAACUGCACACAGUCUGAGAUCAAUGUGAUAUGCACUUGUAAAGCAGGCUACACUGGGGAUGGUAAUAUCUGCUCCCCCAUCAACCCCUGUGUUGAGGAAAUUAAUGGUGGCUGCAGUGACUUUGCAAACUGCAUUUUCACUGGGCCUAAUGAGCGGCGAUGCGAAUGUCAUCAAGGGUACGUUGGCAAUGGAGUCCACUGCUUUGAGAAGGUGGUGCCGCCUGUCGAUCGCUGUCUGGAGAACAAUGGAUACUGCCAUGCUAAAGCAAUCUGCAAAGACUUGCAUUUUCACACCAAAACAGCAGGUGUCUUCCACUUGAGAUCAUCAGCUGGGAAAUAUAAGAUGAACUACAGCACAGCAGAGGCUGCCUGCAAAGCUGAUGGAGCCAUGCUCGCUACUCUGAAACAGCUCUCUGAUGCCCAACAGUUGGGUAUGCACUUGUGUGUUGCUGGAUGGAUUGAUGGGAAAAAAGUUGGUUAUCCAAUCCGCUUUCCAUCUGCCAAUUGUGGUGACAAUAAAGUGGGUAUAAUCCAGUACAAGGAUCCUGAUGAAAACACUCCUUAUGAUGCGUACUGCUACAGAAUAAAAGAGGUAACAUGUGAAUGUGGAUUUGGAUAUGUUGGCGAUGGAGAAUUCUGUAACGGCAAUCUUGUCUCUGUCCUCGCUACCCAUUCAAACUUCUCAGUGUUUUACUCUAUGUUAGUGAAGCAUGCAGAGGUGACUGAGGAGGGGAAAAAGCUCUUGAAUCUCCUGUCAACAAGUUCAUCAAACACAACACUUUUUGUGCCACAUAACGCUGGAUUUUCUGCUAAUGAGACUCUGUCAAUUAGGGAUAUGGAAUAUCACGUAUCCUCAAACAACAGCCUUCACUACUAUGAAGAUCUGAAACACAACACAGCAAUCUUAUCUCAGCUGGGUUAUAAUCUUAAAGUUGUAAUAGCAACAAACAACCAAACAGAAGCUGAGGAUUCUCCACCAGUAAAAUUGGUCAAUAAACGGAUGAUUUUAAUUUGGGAUAUUCCAGCCACUAAUGGUCUGAUCCACAUAAUUGAGGGACCGAUCAAAGCACCUCCUGUGACCCCUCCAACACCUUCAGCUGUCCACUCGCAGUCCAGCGCACCCACUGUGACUGCUGUAUUGAUCGUUAUUUUUAUUGGAGGCGUUAUUGCUGGUGUGGCAUAUUAUUUCCUGAGACAUAAGAAUGAUCCCUUUAGCUUCCAAUAUUUUAAGAAUGAUGAUGAAGACGGUACGUCCACUAAGACCAGUGCCAAUCCCGCUAUUGUGUCCAUCCCAAACCCUUUAUACAGUGGAUACAGGGCAUUUGCUGAGCCAUUUGGGGAAGGAGAACAAUGUGAAUCACCUGCAUCGGUUGCAGCAGACACACCAAACCUCAUGGACUAGCACUCAGAAUUCCAGUUUUUAAAAUCAAUGUUUUAAUCAGAAUUUGACAAACAUUUCCUGUAAGCAUGUUGUGCCUUAACCUUUGCCCUUCAGCUAUGUUCAUUAAUUAAGACACCCAAAGCUUGAAGAUUUAGAACAAUGAGUUAUAUUACAUUUAUAGUUGUGUUUAUCCAAACUGAUGUUCAUGAGACCGAAUACAGUGCAAGAACAGAGCUCAGUAGUUGAUGGUUAAGCUUCUUACUCAAUGGUUUCUCAGUCUGCCAUUUUUCAAACUUGUCCAUUGUAAGAUCUCAUCCAGUAAAAUGGUUUGAAUCCAAAACCAAAAAUCUGCUGCUUCCAAUUAUAACUGACCUUAUUGGAAUAGACUGGCAUUAUUUCAUAGUCAUAGAAUUGUCAGAUAUUUACACAACUGCCAGUAAUAUAAAAUGUCAAUGCUUUUAUGUUGCGAUUCGUUUAAAAAAAAUUCAUUGCAACAAUUAAUCAGUUCACUGAAGAUCUAAUAUUAAUGCUAGCACUGCUAAUAUUAACGCUACCAAAAUUCUAUUUAGAAUGAUCUCUUGUGUAGUGUAAUUAUUGGCUUAGUGAUCUUUGCUGUUGGUGGUAGGAAUGUGGCCCAAUUCUUAAAAAGGUUUGCUAGUUCCCAGGUCAAGUACUAGAACCAUGUUGGACGUAAGGUCUAUAACAAGUUUGGGAUUGGAUUUCAACUCUCUGAUCACUAGUGUCAAUCCAUACAACUAUAGACUGUACCAUUCUACUGUAACUCUGUAUAUAAACAGAAACAGAGGCUGCUGUUUUCCAUAAGACUGACAAAUAUAAUAGAACCUGCUUCGGUUGCUGCAAUAAUAAGUCAAUGUACAUUUGAGAUGGUCACAAGAACACCAUCGCCAAACAUUAUUAUUUUAAGAACAAAGCCCCUUUGAUAUAACAAGGUUUCCCCUACAAAACUAGCCAGAAUGUGUUUCUCAGGUUAACUUUAGAACUAAUCCCGCUGUUUUGAUAGUGUGCGGUUUCGGGUGUUUCUGACUGCCAAUAUUAAUAAUCACCAUUUGGCCAUGUGUUACUUCAUAACACUAACAGAUUGCUGCCUGAAAUACUUGGCUGAUCCAAAAUGUCACACUCCAGCUGUAAUGUGAGAGAGUUAGCAGAUUAGUUUGCCUGCUUGUGUAUUCAUUAGCAUGUAUCAGGGAUAAAGCUUUUUGAUAUUAAUAAAAAAAAAAAACACUCUGGCAUACUUGGACAUCUGAUGUAAUUUACAGUAGUAUAUUUCCAUUAGAAUGAUCCUUUGUUUAAGACUAGCAUCUGCAGUCAGUAGUUUCUCAAAACUACGUUUCUUAACCCUUAACUGCUCAGCUUUGUCCCCAGAUGAAGUCAUUAUGAAUAAAAUCUUCAAAUGUCUGCAAAACAUCUCUUAAUCCAAGUUCAGAAUUAAAACAACAUAGACUCCAGUACAGUAAUCCCUCGCCACUUCGCGGUUCAAGUUUCGCGGCCUCAGAGCAUCACUGAUUUUUCUAAAAUAUCCAUUGAAAAAUAAAAAUUUAAACGGUUUCCCAGGAUGCCAGACAAAGAGAGAAACUCUCUCAGAGGCUUUGUACAUACCCAUGGGCACUCAGGCACAUGAUUGGUUCCCGGCAUGAGAUCUGAGCUGAUUGGCUGCGCAUCAUCGCAUCCUCUCCCAGCUUCUUCCCUUGUUGUAUCUCGCCACUCUCGUUCACGCUGUCAACCAUGUCUCACGUAUUGUGUAAGCGGAUUUUCACCUAGGGGUUCCGGUUCUGGUUUCUUUGUAUGCUUUGUAUGAUUAUCAGGAGUAUCUAAAUGCUGAAGCCACUGUUUUGACUCAUAUUACACUUGUUACUACAUCCAACUGUUUGAAACACAUCUGACAAAUAAAAAGCUCAGCAGUGCAUUACAUCAUAACACAAGUUCUACAUGCCCUUCAUCUCCAUUGUACAGUGUACACCCAGUAAGUAUUAUUAGUAAUCUGGACAAAUAGUUGGUGUCCAGAAUAACCAGAAAAAGAAAGAUAUUAUAAAAUAAUUAUAUAUACCUAUGAAAAUGGUCGGGAAAAGAUGCAGGUGGUUGAAAUCCUAUCAAGAUCUAAUUAAAAAACAAGACACCCGAAACAGCUGAGUAAAUGCAUUCAUUGCCUCAUCGAUGAACAAGCCUUGUUUUGUAUGAACUGUCACCAUUCAGCAUAAAUUCCAUGUCGUAACCUACAAUUCAGAAGAAAAACCACCUUACACUCACGAUCCGGUAAUGAUAUUCUCUGCUAACUUCAACCAAAAAGCUACAAGCAUUCAUUAAUGAAAAAAGGUGCAAUUAACACCUCCUAAUAAGCACAAUGUAAUCUGCAUAAUAUUGUUUGAGAUUUCUUAGUAUAUUAUUCAUAUUUUGUUAGCAUCCUCUAAGCAAUGGUCUAUUUCUCCAUUUACUGAUGAACUGUUCUUGUAAGUAAACUGAACACAACUUUCUUGUAAGGUUUGUUUAGGUUGAAUAAAAAUCUCAUUUUGUAGAAAGAGGGUAAACACUUCUGAGAAGUGCAUUCUUGGAAGCCAAAGCUCAAGAUCGAUUAAUGGUGAAGUAGGUUACAUGCAGAAAGUGUGAGGGAAGGUGGAUAAAAAAAGAAAAAAAAUGCACUCAUUUCAUCACCACAUUCCCUUUUAUCGAACUGCAAGGUCUGAAGCCCAGCUUUCAGCAGAGUUAAUUAACUUCAAUAUAAUUUUUGGCAUUUUUGCAAUUUCUAGUUGCCAUUUCUGUUGUAUACUACAUUACAGUGUGGUUUCCUGCAAAUCCUUGCCUUCUAUAGACAACCACGUUAUACAAAAUGAAAUAUAUUGUUAACACAAAAUAAAUGUUAACUGGUCAUCUGUC